GGAGUGCGCUGCGCUGCGUGUGCGUGUGCGUGUGCAGCGGCCGUGCCUUGAGCCCGGGCAGCCCCCGCGCCCCCCGCCCCGCGGCCGGCCCCGCGCCCCCCGCCCGGCCAUGGAGCGCCGCAGCCGGCCCGCCGCCGCCGCCUGAGAGCCGCCGGGCUGCCGGCGCCCGGGACCGCAGGGCAGGCAGCGGGCGGGGGCUGCCGAGCCCCGCCGCCGGAGCGACGGGACCGCCGCUGCGGAGCCCGCGGAGGGCUCUCCCUCGCUUCCCUUUAUUUGUUUUUCCUCCCCCCCCGCCCUCGGCCCCGCUUUUUUUCUUUUUUUUUCCUUUUUCCUUUUUUUUUUUUUUUUAAUAUUACAGUUCUCCCCUCCCCUUCUCGCCCGCCCGGCGCUGCGGACGUGCUCGCUCCCGCAGGACGCACCCGCGGUGCCCGGCCGGAGCGCCCCGCGCCCGCGGAGGGGGCCCCGCGCCCCGCCGAGCCCCGGGCCCCGCGGAUGUGCCAGGCGCCCCCCGCCGCCCCCCGCCGCUCGGCCCGCGCCGCCUCUUUGUCCUCCUGCACCUACGGUUGUGGUUUGUUUUUUUUAAAAAAAUUUUUUUAAGCAGCCCUGAUCACCACCGGGGGCGGGGAGGGUGGGGGGCCCAGCGACGCUGCCAGACCGACCCCUGCCCAUUUCUCCUAAGGAACUCUCAUGGCUUCACAGCUGCAGACAAGUUGCCGUGCAUCUUGGUGGACUAUCGGAGUUUGCAUCCUGGCGGCCGCGCUCCUACCAGGGCUGCAAGCUCAGACUGUCUUAGUCAAUGACACAGUCUCGGGGUUUAUCGGAACAGACGUGGUCCUGCAUUGCAGCUUCACCAAUCCGCUCCCCAAUGUGAAGAUCACGCAGGUCACGUGGCAGAAAGCCACCAACGGCUCCAAGCAGAAUGUGGCCAUCUACAACCCUGCCAUGGGGGUCUCCAUCCUCUCUCCCUACAAAGAGCGGGUGACUUUCCGGAAUCCUUCCUUCAAAGAUGGCACCAUUCAACUCUCUCGGCUAGAGCUGGAGGAUGAGGGAGUUUACAUCUGUGAGUUUGCCACCUUCCCAACUGGCAACCGGGAAAGUCAACUGAACCUCACUGUGCUGGCGAAGCCCACAAAUCGGAUGGAGGGCACCAAGCGGCCACUUAUUGCUAAGUCUGGCAGGACAGAAAAGAUCUUGGUAGCUACCUGCACCUCCUCUAAUGGGAAGCCCCCCAGCACUGUCACAUGGGACACCAAGCUCAAAGGGGAAGCGGAGUUUCAGGAGAUCCGGAAUAGCAAUGGCACCAUCACAGUGAUUAGCCGGUACCGACUGGUGCCGAGCCGGGAGGCCCAUCGGCAGCAGCUCAUGUGCGUGGUUAAUUACCAGCUGGACCGCUUCACCGACAGCAUGACCCUCAACGUGCAGUAUGAGCCAGAAGUCACUAUUGAGGGCUUUGAUGGCAACUGGUUUCUCAACCGGAAAGAUGUGAAGCUGAUAUGCAAAUCUGACGCCAACCCCCCAGCUCACACCUAUGAAUGGAAGCUGCCAAACGGGACUCUGCCAGGGAGCGUGGAAAUCCAGAACAACACCAUCUACUUUAAAGGGCCCGUCUCCUACAAUGUGGCUGGCACCUACAUCUGUGAGGCCUCCAACGCCAUCGGUACACGGUCGGGCUUGGUGGAAGUCAAUGUCACAGAUAAGCCACUGCCUCAGGGUGCUCCAGGAGGCAUUAUUGGGAUCGUGGGAGGAGUCAUCGCAGCAGCUCUCAUCAUCGGCGUGGCUGUCACCGUAAUUAUUGUCUACAGGCGGCAACAAAAGAACCGCACUGAAACGGACAAUGACCUAAUUGACUUGCCUCCAUCCCACAAACCUGCCCCUCCACCAAAGAGGAAACAGGAGAUGAAAAGCCACCUGACCGCAGAAGACAUCCAGGUUGUUCACUUAGACAACAUGAAACACGAGGAGGAAAUACAGAAACUCCCUCUGCAGCCUCCAUACUACGACAUGGCAGCCACCGAGCCCUCUCCCUACACUGACAAACUGAACUUUGGAAAGUGUCACUCAGAGAUAUCGAAUGCGAGUGAUUACCUGACCCGCUGUUACUCACAUGAAGAUCGAUAUCUGGAGAAGAUCCCUCAUGUCUAUACCCCCUUGUCAGAUCUCCCACAAGAUCUUUAUCCUCAUCAUUCUGACAUCUCCUUCUGCUGCCCACCUCCCGGUUCCCGGGCUCCUUACAUCUGUCCUAAGGAACAGUAUGUUUAAAGUGUCAACACAGCAAAAUGAAGAAGCUAAUGUUUUUCACUUCUCCUGACCCUGUUGCUCAACAACCAAGGCCUUUUAGAUACCCCCUUUGCCAUUGCUUAUUUUAUUUAUUGAUUUUAAAAUUUUGGUGCAAUUGUAAUUGACAUGAUUAGGUUAAGUAUCUGCCUGGCUUGCUAAUGCUCAAGGGAACACUCUGCCUUUGCCCACGUCUCAUUCAGUACUUGCAUCUUUCUUUUCUCAUCCUGGCCCUCCUGUAUCAAGCUGGCUACGUGUGUGCAUGUGUAUGUGGGUGACAGCUGCCCUGUGUCGGAUGGGACGUGCCCAACCUCAUUAAAUGUCCGUAGGUUCCCUUGUGUCAAUCUCUACACUGUUUGCACCAGAGCAGCCAGCUGUGGAUUCUUCACAGCCCUUGUUCCAGCUUGUCCAAAGUUUUACAGCACAGCCAGUGCUCAAAUCUAAGGCUGUAGUGGGGUUUGGGAUUUUUUCCCCCUCCUUUGGAGAAAUUUGUUUCCCCCUUGGCAAUGGGGAUAGGAAAUCCCUGUUGUAAAUGGCUGAACAGUCAAGAUUGCUGAACCAAAUAAGAUGCUUAUAAUGAAAGAUGCUCAAAACCAACCCAAGAAUAGAGAAAAGGGUUUGGUUUAGGGGUUUUGUUUCUGUCCUUGUCCCCUCCUGUUCCCACUCCCAGUCUCUUGGAUUGACUUUUAAAUCCAGGCAGCAUGGAGACACGUAUUUUGAAAUCAACACAUUUGGAGAAGGCAUCCUUUAAAUAACCGUCUUACAACCUGAAACCCAAAGGGGAAAAAGAAUUAGAAAGGGAAACACUCUCUCUAAUUUUCUUUUUCAAAGCCUAACGUGACCCCCCACUAGCUUUUCCCCCUCUCUUCCUUGCAUCUGUUGAUUGGAAUUUUAAAAUGAACUCAGGCAGAAUAUAAAGCAUAAAUCGUCAUUUCAGGUAAUCUUCUUGCUCUUAAUGAAGGAUAAAAGCCAACAGAGGAAUCUGGCCUUUUAACUUUUUUAAAAGCAUCUUAGUUUUGGGACUACACAUUUUUUGAUAUUGGAAUGUGUGUGGGUGUGUAAAUCCAAACGUGUACAUUCCUGUGACCACAAAGUGUUUUAGAGAAGGAAAUUUAUCUCCACAUCACAUUUGUGUUCACUUGUAUUAAAAGAAAAAUAACUAUAGAUAUACACUUAAAUGUACAUAAAAGCAAAGAAGAGGAAGAGGAAAAAAAGGAAUGAGCAUCCUGUAUACGAGCUUGGUUUCAAGGAUAACUUUCAUCUGUUUCACCCAGGUAUGGCAUAGAAGAGAUGACGUCUGGGACAGUUCUGAACAAGGGGAUAUGCCUUCUUGGCGAAUGGGCAUUUACUUUCCUUUGUCUCGGGUUGGGUAUUUGGCAUUCCACAGACACUGCACACGUCAUAUCACUCUGGAAACCAUGAGGAUGUUUGAGCAAAGUGCAUGUGGGAGGGAGACAUGGGAACCACACCAUUAUCCUGCUGCCCAGACACCAAACAGCAUUUCAGCGCUACUUGUACAAAUAAGUGAAACUACCAUCAAGACGAAAGCCUCCCCGUGAGAGGAGGCGUGAAUACCAUGUUGGAUGCUACCAGCCCAGCUCCUGCCAUGCCACAUGGACUGAAGUACCAUUUUAUUUUUGUAUAUCUGAAUCUAAACAGCUAUAGUUGUUCUAUGCACUUUCUGUGUCCCCAUCACCUAGAGCAGCCUUGAGACUCACCUUGCUUGUCCCUCUUCCUCCACAGAGAAGCACAUCUGUGUUCACACUACCUCGUGGAUUCCCUGCAGGCUAAUAAAUAGAUCUGUAUAUAAAAGAGAAGUUUAUACUUCUGUUAGUUAGGCAAUAUAGCACUGUGUGAGGAUGACGGCACAUGCAUGGAUGCCCCGGUGCCCUUGCAUGGCAUACAUCACACCCGUGGAGAACUGCCUCUUCCCACCCCUCUUCCCCUGCUUCCCCAGUGCAUGUUGCUACUUCGUACUUUGUGGAGACAGCAUGGUAGCUGGUCACGCGGACAAGAUUUUGUUUCUGUGGUGGGAAAUCGCUGCACCAUGUGGGGAGGUAGCUUCCCGCUGGGAGCUGGUUUCCCACCAGACUGAGAAGUGUUGUACCAGCUGUGGCCUGGCUGGGCUUGGCUGGGUGCGGUGUGGAUGAAAGGGCACUGGUGCAUUUCUUGGCCAAGCUGAAGUGGCCAGUACCUCCAACAGGCACAGCAGCUUCACACGUGCUAGAGCAUGGAGCGCUCUCAUUCCCAGAGGAUCAGGGGACUACACAGACAUAGCCUUAGAGCGUUAAACACAACUUUUCCAAUACCAUCCUUUUGGUCUUUAAUGACCCUGGAGUCAUUUGGAUUCACAUUUCCCCUGCCAGUCUCCAGAGAAUUCAGCCAGUCAUUUCCCUAUACCAAUGGACUCAAGCGCUAUGUGUCUCGAUUCAGAUAAUGUAUUUCUCUCUCUUUUCUUCUCAACAUACCUUGGGGUACUUUCUGGUUACCACAGAGCUGGAAAUUGGAUUUACUCUGAACAGAAGCCACAGUCAACACAUUCACCCCAGCAGGGGAACCAUGCUUUGGAGUCUGCCGAAUCUGCCUUUGGUCACUCUGGAAAGGUGAUGAGGUGCUGGAAAACCCAGGUGUCUCUGACAUCCUGGAAUCAACCCAGCACCACUGACCAUGGAGAAAAAGCAAGCAGAAGUCCAUUACACGCUUCCCUGUUUGCAUGCCUGUGAUAGCAGGAUGCUGCCUGCGCAGUGGCAAUUAGAGUGGAUUUGACUGGGGCAGCCUUCACCUGGUGCAGUUUCAGACAGAUCUAAGAGUUUAAAUAAGAAAUAGAAUAUGGUCAGGUCUUCAGAUACAGAAGGAACCAAGUUAGACAAAAUGCUGGCUGGCCUGAGGAGACAUAGGACAUGUUGCAGGUGGUUUUCUGCGCUGCCUGUGGCUGGAGGGACGAUGCCUUGAUGAGGAAGGGGAAGGCAGAGGUGCAGGCUGCAGCGUUACAGAGAAAUUCUCGUUGCCUUGUGCAGCUUUGAAUUUGAGCUACCCACAGAAGACUGCCACGAAGGGGUUUACUGUGCUUUUCAGCAAAACAGAAGGAUUUCAGUCCUCCCUAGAAAGGGGAAAAGCAAGAAAAGCUUAAAUUCAAAGCAGUAGUUUGACUUAUGCCAGCGCAUAUAUUAAGCUUAGCAAUGUCUUGGUUCUCUUUGCCUCUCUUCUCCUUAAGAAUUGGGUUGGUCUAAAAAAAAUUGCUAAAGGGAGUCUCCACCACUAACACAUUCCCUUGUACUGUAGGAAAAGGGGGGAAACUCCUGAAGAAAAACCCUGAAGAAAGAGAUAGUGAGGUUCAGGUCCAUGUUUUGGUUUUACAAAGCUGCAUUUAGAAAUGGUUCUGAUUCAGGGCUCUUAUUCCUCCCUCCCUCUCCAUACAGUUGCACAAUAUUUGCCGUUUCCAAACUUUGCUGCACCUGUUGCCACAAGCUCAACGCUAGCUUUGCUCUGUGAUAAGGCUACCCUGUCUGUGGUAACCUCUCAGGCACAGAAAUCCUGCUGCAGCAAUGCUAAUGAGAGGCAUUCUCCUCCUGCCAUGGUGCAAAUUGAUUUUAGAAGAGCCCCUCUCCGGGAACAGAGCCAUCCAGUAACACUGUUGGGCGUAGAUUGCUGACCAAGUUGAACAGGCAACUGGUGGAGUGUGAUCCUGCAUCCAGUGGGCUAGCAGUAUAUGGGAGGAACUGGUGCUUUAUUUCUGUGUCUUACUGGUGUGAGACAUAGAAUCAUAGAAUCAUAGAACCAUUUCAGUCGGAAAAGACCCUUAAGAUGAAGCCAUUCUUCCUGUUACUGGGGUGAAAUGUCAUAAUUUCUGUUCCAUAUGUUGGUGGCAAUGACACAAGAGCUCUUGCAGAUGGAAAAGACUGAUCACAGAACUUAAAUAAAAGUCAGCUGAAGAGUUAUGACAACUUCUCUCAUAGCUGUGCAACUGGUGUGAGGUGCUU
Molecule: messenger RNA, 6254 nt
Organism: Falco peregrinus (peregrine falcon)
Lineage: Eukaryota; Metazoa; Chordata; Aves; Falconiformes; Falconidae
Gene: NECTIN1
Product: nectin cell adhesion molecule 1
Exons: 9
Coding region: 688-2259 (523 amino acids)
Biological process (GO): homophilic cell-cell adhesion; protein localization to cell junction; heterophilic cell-cell adhesion
Cellular component (GO): adherens junction
Source: RefSeq, a predicted model, not a curated record